AUGAGAAUGGAUCCAUUUAACAAAGAUCCGAUCAAACAAAAAAAAUAUCUGGUCAUAACUGGAGGAGGGAACCGCAGGUGGACCUUUCUUUCUUUCCUUGAUUCGUUGUAUGGUCCCUCUUCAUUAAUUUCCCCGACACACAUCGUAUUCUCUUUCCCCACCCCCAACACAUCACAUUCUCUCUCCCCCAUCCCCAACACUUCCCGUCUUCCAACACCACCGUUUCUCUCCCCUCUUUCUUCCUCGCGGGUCCGCGAGACUCGAGUUCGGAUCUCCGAUCGCCGUUUUCCCGCGAAACGAGUUUCCAAACUCAGAAUCCAGAUCCCUCCCAUUCCCCACAUCAUGAUCUCGAUUCCGUAUCUCACCGCGUUGACCACCUACUUCAGCUACGGGUUGCUCUUCGCCUUCGGCCAGUUCAGGGAUUUCUUCCGCAAAAUCUUCGACUGGUGCAGCUCCAACAAUCUUCAGGGUUAUGCGCCGAUCUGCUUAGGGCUCGAAGAUUUUUAUAUUCGCCGUUUGUACCUUCGCAUUCAGGACUGUUUUGGGAGACCAAUUGCAAGUGCUCCUGAUGCGUGGUUUGAUGUAGUGGAACGCUUCUCCAAUGAUAAUAACAAGACACUGAAACGGACUGAUAAGUUAAGUAGAUGCCUUAAUCUGGGAUCAUACAACUAUCUUGGAUUUGCGGCAGCAGAUGAAUACUGUACACCGCGGGUAGUUGAUACAUUGAAGAAGUAUUCUCCAAGCACUUGCAGUACUCGUGUGGAUGGAGGAACGACUGACCUUCACAAUGAACUGGAGGAGUGUGUUGCAAAAUUUGUUAGGAAGCCAGCUGCUAUAGUUUUUGGUAUGGGUUAUGUGACAAACUCUGCUAUUCUUCCAGUCUUGAUGGGGAAGGGAAGUUUGAUUAUUAGUGAUUCAUUGAACCACAACUCAAUUGUUAAUGGUGCACGAGGAUCAGGAGCAACUAUACGUGUUUUUCAACACAACGGCGAGUAUCUGCCAUCUCACCUAGAAGAAGUGUUAAGAGAACAGAUUGCUGAGGGACAGCCAAGGACACAUAGGCCAUGGAAGAAGAUAAUGGUUAUUGUGGAGGGGAUAUACAGCAUGGAAGGAGAGCUUUGCAAACUUCCAGAGAUCAUAUCUAUAUGUAAAAAAUAUAAGGCAUAUACAUAUUUGGACGAAGCACACAGCAUUGGAGCUGUGGGCAAGACAGGACGAGGUGUUUGUGAGCUAUUGGGUGUGGAUACUGCUGAUGUUGACAUUAUGAUGGGAACAUUCACCAAAUCUUUUGGAUCAUGUGGAGGUUAUAUUGCAGGAUCUAAGGACCUUAUCCAAUACUUAAAGCACACUUGCCCUGCUCAUCUUUAUGCAACUUCAAUUUCACCACCAGCCGCACAACAAAUAAUAUCAUCCAUUAGAGUAAUUCUUGGAGAGGAUGGUUCUAAUAGAGGUGCCCAUAAACUAGCACAAAUUCGAGAGAAUAGCAACUUUUUCAGGUCAGAACUGCAGAAGAUGGGAUUUGAGGUUCUUGGAGAUAAUGAUUCUCCAGUAAUGCCAAUCAUGCUUUACAACCCAGCCAAAAUCCCUGCCUUCUCAAGGGAGUGUCUCAAGCAGAAUGUUGCUGUUGUGACAGUGGCAUUUCCUGCAACACCACUUUUACUGGCCAGAGCACGUAUAUGCAUAUCUGCUGCCCAUUCAAAGGAAGACCUUAUCAAAGCCUUGCAGGUUAUUAGCAGAGUGGGUGAUCUAGUUGGCAUAAAAUAUUUCCCAGCUGAACCAACAAAGCAGGAACAAGGAGGUAAAGCUGUGAAGUUUGAUUGA
Sphenostylis stenocarpa is the source of this 1821-nucleotide messenger RNA. NCBI's taxonomy places the organism in Eukaryota, Viridiplantae, Streptophyta, Magnoliopsida, Fabales, Fabaceae. The record is from the annotation of a GenBank genome assembly.